Fopius arisanus is the source of this 1776-nucleotide messenger RNA. RefSeq names its product Usf (gene Usf). Gene Ontology annotation, molecular function: DNA-binding transcription factor activity, RNA polymerase II-specific; protein dimerization activity; RNA polymerase II cis-regulatory region sequence-specific DNA binding. The record is from RefSeq and is a predicted model, not a curated record. The transcript is spliced from 3 exons. Bases 158 to 991 code for a protein of 277 amino acids. NCBI's taxonomy places the organism in Eukaryota, Metazoa, Arthropoda, Insecta, Hymenoptera, Braconidae. Gene Ontology annotation, biological process: regulation of transcription by RNA polymerase II.
UGGGAAAGAGAAAUGAAACGGCUGCCGCGAAACCAACGUAGUGUAGAUGCGCGCGCUGCAAUGAUCGCCAUUUUGUGCACCACAUGACCUCGUUGCUGUGUCCCGUGACCAGCUCACGUGAAUUUUGACAAAUUCAAACGUUUUUUGAUAUUAAAAAAUGGAUAUUUUGGAGCAGCACCUCGAGCAGCAGGAUUCCAGCGGUGGAGUAACAAAGGUUGAGGAUAACACGGGUAUCGUCAUCGAGGAAGCUGAAAUUGUUGAUUGUGAUGGGAUUAAAAAAAAGAUACGUAAUGUCAGUGACAUAUGUUUCAUCGCUGAUGAAACAUUGGAUCCCCUUGCAGGUGACACAGUAGAAGCUGAGGACGGGAUGCGUUACCAGGAGACACUCGCCUACAGAGUUGUACAAGUCAAUGGUAACGCCGUUGCCAAUGAAAUCGAAUUACCAGUCACUCAACAGGGAAAUGGCGCUGUCCAGGUUUUGACAUCGCCAAUUAAUGGACAAUUUUAUGUUAUCGGUAAUCCCAAUGAUGUUUUUUCUACGACACAAGCCACGAGAUCAUUGACACCAAGAACUGUGCAAAUUGAUACGCCCAGAAAUACAACGCCAGGAUUGAAAAAGAGAGAUGAUAGAAGAAGAGCAACUCAUAAUGAGGUUGAACGUCGUCGUCGAGACAAAAUCAAUAAUUGGAUUGCUAAAUUGGGGAAAAUAAUACCAGAGUGCAAUACGACUACCAAUGGGAGUGGUAAUGGAAAUAGUAGUGGUGAAGGAAAGGUUAAUUAUGAGACCCAGAGCAAAGGAGGAAUCCUAGCGAAGGCUUGUGAAUAUAUAACUGAACUUCGAAAUGCUAAUCAAGGGAUGACCCAAUGUCUCAAAGAGAAUGAGAAACUUCGGCAGGAAGUAGUCGCACUGAAGCAAAUAUUAACUCAACUGAAACGUGAAAAUGCACAAUUGAGAUCUGGUGGUAUGACAACCACUGAAUUGGAUUCUUAAUUCAAUUCUCCAUGGUCUCCAGCAACUGUAAAUACCGGCACCUAGAAAUUACGUGUACUAGAAAAAAGAAGAGAAGAGGAGGAAAAAGAGGAAAACUCUUGAAAUUUUUGAAAGCCAAAUUCUUUCCAUUGAAUCAAUCAGUGUACAUGAAUAAGGUAUUACGUCCGUUUGAUGAAGAAUAACAACUCUGGGAUUUGUUGGUCGAGGCAACUGGCUGUGAAUGACGAAUGCCAUUUGAUUGUUAAUCCCCAAAAUGGACGGAAUUAUGUUUGUUACUUAAAUUUAUCAUUUCUGUUCUGCUACAUUGUUUCGAAAAUUGAGUAAAAAAAUUCUACGAUUUGCAAUCAAUCAAUAUAUAUUUUCCGUUCUUCUGGUUUCAUGUGCAAGUCGAUAAAUCGAAGUAAAACGUACAUAAUUGAUUGAUUAAUUAUGGAUGAAUAAUGUAAUAUAUCGUUGAUGUAUAUACCGGGGUUAUUGUUAUAUUAUUAUUAAAACAAAAUUUACGAAGUAAGUGAAUCUGCAGUUGAUUUCUCUUCGCCUAAUUUCUUGUACUAAAAUUGAAUGAAGAAAAUUGUUGAUGCAAAUUAAUUUUAUAAAAUAAAACACCAAAGUCACCUGAAUUUUGUGCAUAAUUUUCAUUUUAUUUUCUUUGUUUUUACAUAUCGUACAAUGGAAAUGAUACUGGAACUUCUGGAAUCCGUGAACAUCCGAGGGAAUUGGUCUAUCGUUUCAUUAUUUUUGCUUCAAUCCCCAUUGCAAGAUUUUAGGAGCGCCAUGAUGAAAAA